Molecule: messenger RNA, 582 nt
Organism: Eruca vesicaria subsp. sativa (arugula)
Lineage: Eukaryota; Viridiplantae; Streptophyta; Magnoliopsida; Brassicales; Brassicaceae
Source: the annotation of a GenBank genome assembly
AUGAACCCUGGACAAGGCGCCAAGCUUGUACGAGCUGCAGGAACAAACGCCAAGAUCCUCAAGGAGCCUGCUUCAGGUGACACCAGGUGGAUCAACGCCAGGUGCCGCGCUACCAUUGGUACAGUCUCGAACCCGUCUCAUGGAGUGAAGAAGCUGUACAAAGCAGGACAGAAUAGGUGGCGGGGGAUAAGACCCAAAGUGAGAGGAGUGGCGAUGAAUCCGUGUGAUCAUCCACAUGGUGGUGGUGAAGGGAAAAGCAAAAGUAGUGGAAGCAGAGGAAGGACAUCGGUUAGCCCUUGGGGGAAACCGUGCAAAGGUGGUUACAAGUCUGCUAGUGUCAAGAAGAAGAAGAAGAGAUUAGCUGCUAGAGAAGCCAAGAUGUGAUCUUGAUGAACAAGAAGUUUGACAGUUUUCUUCAAAUGCAUCUUUUUGAGAGUUUUUGUUUUUCUUGGAACUUGAAAUGAAACGUUUUGAGCGUCAUAAACGUUUUAAUAAAACGCGUUUUUCAAUAUUAAGUGAGUUACGAUUGUCCUAAUAAGAGACUGUAAUAGUACCAGGUUUGAACAAGACACUGAAUCAAUC